GCAGCACUGGUGGGUGGGCACAGGUGGGUGGCACUGGUGGGCACAGGUGGGUGGCACUGGUGGGCACAGGUGGGUGGCACUGGUGGGCACAGGUGGGUGGGCACAGGUGGGUGGCACUGCUGGGCACAUGUAGGUGGCACUGCAGAGUGGCACAGGUGGGUGCACUGCUGGGCACAGGUGGGGGCACUGCUGGGCACAGGUGGGGGCACUGCUGGGAACGGGUGGGUGGGCGGGGCUAGUUUGCGCACUGCUGGGCGGAACUUGCGGGUGUCACUGCUGGGCACCGAUCAUCAGGGCACU
Staurois parvus is the source of this 300-nucleotide messenger RNA. The record is from the annotation of a GenBank genome assembly. Lineage: Eukaryota; Metazoa; Chordata; Amphibia; Anura; Ranidae.